CUACAUACCUGUUUCUUGGUUAAAGAACCCACCGUGUCCUUUGGUAUAGACAAUACACAUAUCACAUUCUUCCUACCCGACAAUACUGAAAAUUCCCAGUCAAAGAGCUGUUCCGGCUCGGCUUUGGCUGUCUUCUGAUUGUACCGUUAGCUUUGGUGGAAAACGCACCAAGUCAAAAUAGCUCGAGUUUGCGAUUCGACCCAACUAUCCGAUUCCAACGUUACCCGCUCAUCAUCAUUAUCCAACGUUACCCAAGCGCAAACCCCGCCAACCGCGUCCGGUGUCGUUUAAUACUAGAGAUAUCGAAGUUUGGACACUACAAUGGCCGACCUACAAGGACGUAAGGUCUUCAAGGUUUUUAACCAAGACUUUAUCGUCGACGAGCGGUACACCGUUACCAAGGAAUUAGGACAAGGUGCUUACGGUAUUGUUUGCGCCGCUGUUAAUAACCAGACCAACGAGGGUGUCGCCAUCAAGAAGGUCACCAAUGUCUUUAGCAAAAAGAUCCUAGCGAAGCGCGCCUUGCGCGAGAUCAAGCUCCUGCAACACUUCCGAGGCCAUCGUAACAUCACAUGUCUUUAUGAUAUGGACAUCCCUCGGCCAGAGAACUUCAAUGAGACAUAUCUAUAUGAAGAAUUGAUGGAAUGCGACUUGGCUGCGAUUAUCCGUUCAGGCCAACCGCUUACCGACGCUCACUUCCAAUCAUUCAUCUAUCAGAUCCUCUGCGGCUUGAAGUACAUCCACUCCGCGAAUGUCCUGCACCGCGACCUGAAGCCGGGUAACUUACUCGUCAACGCCGACUGUGAGCUGAAGAUUUGCGAUUUCGGUCUGGCUCGUGGCUUCUCCGUCGACCCCGAGGAGAACGCCGGCUAUAUGACCGAGUAUGUCGCUACACGGUGGUACCGCGCUCCUGAGAUUAUGUUGAGCUUCCAGAGCUAUACCAAAGCUAUUGAUGUUUGGUCUGUGGGAUGCAUUCUUGCCGAACUACUCGGAGGACGGCCCUUCUUCAAGGGCCGCGAUUACGUUGAUCAACUCAACCAGAUCCUCCACAUUCUCGGGACCCCGAACGAGGAGACCCUCUCGCGAAUCGGUUCUUCGCGCGCCCAGGAAUAUGUUCGAAACUUACCUUAUAUGGCUAAGAAGCCAUUCCCUAGCCUAUUCCCCAAUGCCAACCCCGAUGCGCUUGACCUUCUCGACCGGAUGCUAGCUUUCGACCCCUCUUCGCGCAUCAGCGUUGAGCAAGCUCUUGAGCACCCUUAUCUACACAUCUGGCACGACGCAUCCGACGAGCCCGACUGCCCAACAACUUUCAACUUCGACUUCGAAGUCAUUGAUGACGUCGCACACAUGCGAGAGAUGAUCAAGGAAGAGGUGUUCAGAUUCCGACAGCUGGUCCGGACAGCGCCGGGAAGCACGGGUUCGGCAGCGGGACAACAAGUGGCGCCGGGUCAAGUGCCAAUGCCUAGUGGUGGGAAUUCCCAAUGGCGUGCCGAGGACCCACGACCCCAGGAAUACAUGGAUCAGAUGGGACUGGAAGGGGAAUUACAGGGUGGCCUAGAUGCUGGCGGUAGAAGAUAGAAUCUCCACUACCUCAAGCGUGUUUGGGCGGCGGCAGAGGCGGCGGCGAAUGCAGAUUCAACUGAAUCGGGACAGCAAAAGUACGGAAGCUUGCCAAGG
Messenger RNA from Annulohypoxylon truncatum, 1677 nucleotides. RefSeq names its product mitogen-activated protein kinase mkc1. Gene Ontology annotation, biological process: protein phosphorylation; intracellular signal transduction. Lineage: Eukaryota; Fungi; Ascomycota; Sordariomycetes; Xylariales; Hypoxylaceae. The record is from RefSeq and is a predicted model, not a curated record. Gene Ontology annotation, molecular function: ATP binding; MAP kinase activity. The coding region runs from base 322 to 1578 and encodes 418 amino acids. Gene Ontology annotation, cellular component: nucleus; cytoplasm. The transcript is spliced from 5 exons.